This is a messenger RNA of Scomber japonicus (chub mackerel), 5520 nucleotides long. It is a transcript of the gene vwde, whose product is annotated as von Willebrand factor D and EGF domains. The record is from RefSeq and is a predicted model, not a curated record. Gene Ontology annotation, molecular function: calcium ion binding. Lineage: Eukaryota; Metazoa; Chordata; Actinopteri; Scombriformes; Scombridae.
AUGAGACUUGAAACAGUUUGGAAACUUCUCCCGUGCAUUGUGUUUUUACUUCCUCACGCAAUGCACGCUCAAGCAGUUCUCCCUCCAGAGUGUGCCCCGGGCGGCCACUCGGUCCUCGACAACCCCUACCGAAGCAUCACCUUCAGCUCCAGCUGGCUGCAGCAGUCGUCCCUGCAGGACUUCAUCUGUGAUCACUCCCUCGCUCCGGGCUGGUACCAGUUUCAGAUUUUUGACAAGCCGGCCAGCAUGCCCACCAAGUGUGUGGAGGUGAACCACUGUGGCACCCAGGCCCCAGUGUGGCUGUCUCUGGGUGAGGGUGAGUCUCUGCCGGGUCCGCUGGAGGUCAAGCAGCUGACGGCGUGCGCUGCGUGGCAGUUCUUCACGAGCAGCAGCAAAGACUGCUGUCUGUUCCGCAUCCCGGUCACUGUACGUAACUGUGGCGAUUUCUACGUUUACCUGCUGCAGCCCACGCAGGGAUGCAUGGGAUACUGUGCUCAGGAGACGUCGGACGCUCUACCCACAGCGUCGCUGCCCUGCGGCCCUGACGAGGUGAACGUCGAAGGAACAUGUGAAACCAAGCAGCCUCCGACUCCAUCUACACCCGUCAUCGUCUCGGAGGUGAUGGGGAACUCCGUCUACUUGAAGUGCAGCUUCGAGAGCAGCUCCAACACCUCCCUUGGUUUCGUGUUGGCCUGGUCCCGCCUUUCACCGCAGGGCAGCAAAGAGGAGCUCAAACAGGAAACCACCAUCCAGACCUCCGCCUUCAUCGAGCUGGACGGCUUUAACCUCCGGCUGGGAGACAAGAUUUAUUGCUCCAGCUCCAGUUUCUUCUUGGACUCGCCCAACGUUCGCAGUCCUUCAGUGGAAAGUCAGGAGUUCUUCGCUGGGAUUAAGCUAACACCAGAGGUGAGCAGUGUCUCUGAGGAUGGGAAGCUGUAUGAAUUGCUGGUGGAGAGCACAGUUCCUCUUCCAUGUCUGGAGGAGUCUUCCUCCUCUACAGAGCAGUGCACUGUGUCCCUGCAGCUCAGCACAAGCAGUCAAGGUGAGGAUGUUUUGUCAGGUGCAGAUGUGACUCUGUCCUCGUGUGCGGUGCAUCUGUCCCGGGGUCCCUGCAGAGACGGCGUUUGUGGCCGGGCUCUGAUUCACUUCAGCCCCGUCACUGACUUUGUCAAAGAUGGCAACAGGACGACUCAGAUCUCUGUCAAACCCAUCGUCACACAGAACUUUCUCUGGAACGGAUAUUCACCAGAACCUGCUCAGAUAAAGGUGAUGGAUGUCCCCUCAGCCUACUGCUACUCCUUCACUGAUCCUCACAUUAUCACAUUUGACGGCAGGCGCUACGAAAACUUCCAAAUAGGAACCUUUGUCCUCUACAAGAGCAGCCUCUGGCCAUUUGAAGUCCACGUCCGUCAGUGGGAGUGUGGCAGUUUGCUGCACGCCGCCUCGUGUGUGUGUGGCUUCGUAGCGAGGGAUGGCGGAGACGUAAUUGCUUUUGACAUGUGCAACGGGGAAAUGGGUGAAACCAAGCCACACCUGUCUGUGAAGAACAGAGACUUGAGCAAGAGUGGCAUUCGCAUCACCGAGUCCUAUCAGGGACGCAAAGUCACCAUGACCUUCUCAUCAGGAGCGUUUGUUCGUGCCGAUGUGUCCGACUGGGGAAUGAGUCUGACGCUGAGAGCUCCCAGUUCAGACCGGAGCCACACUGAGGGUCUGUGCGGGACCUACGACGGACAGUCAGACAACGACUUCCACGCAGCAGGGGGCGCCACACUGGAGGAUCUGCACGCUUUUAUUUCUGAAUGGAGGCUGCCUCCAGGGACCAGCCUGUUUGACACCGUGCCUUCCUCUCUGAGUACACUGAACCCCCGCAAGUUCUGUAACUGUCAGGCCGAGCCCCGCCUCACAUCUCCACAAAGUCGCGCUCAAGCAGUCGCCUCCUCCGACUCCUCCUGCUCUCAGCAUGGCAACGUGCACCUCCCCAGCAUCAUCCCCACUCUGGACGUCACAGCAGAGUACAUCGGUUCAGUAGAGCUACUCAGAAGUGAGGGGAAUGAAAGACAGUCGCUGCCUCCGGGCCUCUUCAGACAACACACCCGGGAUGCUCAGCCACAUAAAAGAGGCUUCACUAGAUCCUCGAGGGCCUCCAGGGAUAGAGGUUCAGUCCCAACCCAGCAGCAGCAGCAGCAGCAGCAGCACAGAGGCAGGAGGCAGUCCCACCGUUACAUUUCUAACUCCCCGCAUCAAAGCCUCAGCCAGUCUGAUUUGGAGGGCUUCACCUACUUCUUCCCAGAGGACCAUGAACCGGCAGUACAUUUAGACUUUUCCCCAACGUGGCCGACACCUUCUGGCCUGAGCGAGCAGCAGGUCAGAGCUCAGUGCCAUCAGGUUGUGGUCAACUCGAGCAUAGCGUUAGGUUGCAGGCGUCUUCUAGAAGAGACAAUAGUUAGUGGAGCGGUGGCCAUGUGUGUUACUGACUUACAGCUGAAGGAUGAUCAGUCAUGGCUGAACGCUACGUUACCGCUGCUGGAGAACGAGUGUGAGAGGAGGCUGGUGGAGGAACGGAGGAGAGAGGAAGAGUACCAGGAUGUUCUGGCUAUCCUCAAGUGUCCUAAUCUGUGUAAUGGGAAUGGACAGUGCUCGGAGUGGGGUUGUGUCUGCUUCCCAGGAUUUGGGUCUUCUGACUGCAGUGUGCUGUCUGACCAGAUCCCAGAGAUCACUGAGUUGGAGAAGGAGGGUCUAUGUGACGUCCGACAGGGAGAUUGCUCCACCAUCCAGGUCUAUGGUCAAGGUUUUAAGGACUCCUACGAGCUCAAGUGUGAGUUUGUUAAAGAAAAGUUUGUGGAUGGGGAGUGGGCUCUGGAUGAGCCCCAGUUUGUUCUGGCCACCUUUCUGGAUGUGACGGCUCUGGAGUGCCAGCUGCCUCUGGAGAGCAGCCAGACUCCCGCAGAUGUGGACCUGGAAACAGCCACAAACAGACCACUGGCCCGCUGGCAGAUCAAAGUUUCCAAUGAUGGCUACAGCUACAGUAACGCCAAGAUACUGACUCUGUAUGAUGGAGCCUGCCAGAUCUGCAGCCUCAACACUGAAGUCCUCUGCACCCUGAGGGAGAAAACCUGCAACAUAGACGGCCUGUGUUACAGUGAGGGGGAGUCCAAUCCCAGCAUCCCUUGCCUCACAUGCCGCCCCGACUCCUCCAGACACACAUGGUCCAUAGCAGAGAGUAUGUGCACAGACAUCUCCGUGCAGAUCGGAGCCACUGAUGUUGUUUCAGUCACACAGAGGAUCCUUUACCUCAUUGUUUCACUUUCUGACCAACUUCUUCAGAUGGAACCUCCGGUGGUGCAGCCGUUGCCGUUUCAUCUCCGAUCCUUUCAGGAAGAGAUUUUCAUCUACCAGCUACAAGCCUGGGACCCCGAGGGCUCGGCGGUGCUCUUCACUCUGGUAUCAGGUCCUGAAGGUGCAUCCCUGUCUCCGGCCGGUCUGCUGAUCUGGAAGGCCACAGCCGAAGCCGCCGACACGCACACGUUCCAGUUUACUGUGAUGGACGACUGUAACGCUGAGACCAGAGCCUCUGUGCAGGUGUCGGUGUAUUCCUGUGAUUGUCUGAAUGGAGCUUCUUGUAUAACCAACACCAACCGCCCUGCUGGCAGCGGAGAAUACAUCUGUGUGUGUCUGGAUGGAUUCAAAGGUGAAAAGUGUGAAGUGGACAUCGACGACUGUAAACCCAACCCUUGCAGACUGGGCCGCUGUAUCGACGGCCCCAACUCCUUCUCCUGUAUCUGCCCACCAGGAAUGACAGGGCACACGUGUCGAGAAGAUAUCGAUGAGUGUGUCUCCCAGCCUUGCUUCCCUGGAGUCGGCUGUAACAACACGCUGGGCUCUUUCAUCUGUGGAGUCUGUCCACAAGGAUACAGCGGCGAUGGGAAGAACUGCAUUCUGCCGCAGGUGUCAGUGAGGCCCAAACCCCCCUCCGGCGGCCCGUCUCUGUGCAGCAGACAGCCGUGUCACCCGGGGGUCCAGUGCUUUGAGAGCACACACGUGUCCACGGGCUUCGUCUGUGGGCCUUGUCCUCCCGGUUUCCAUGGAAACGGGUGGAUUUGCACAGCAGCAGGUGAGAGUGAAGCAGUUUCAGACGGCAAUAUUCAAAUCAACAAAUUAGAUUCCAGCAAGGAAACGAUUCCCACCUCCUCCUCCUCCUCCUCCUCCUCUUCAUCGUCGUCGUCUCCCAGCUCACCCAGACGCCCCCCUGACAGGAGGACAAAACCAGAAGCCGACACCACCACUACCACCAGGAGAGUUUAUCCCACUGUGAAGAAGACCCCCCAGAAUCGAACCGCAACCGGAGUCUUCACCCCGACCUUCCACCGAGGUCAGCCCACUGGGGUGGAGCUGACCCCCGGCCUCACCACCGGGGUCAAAUGGGGGUUACCGUCCCACCAGGUGACCUGCGCUGACUCUCCCUGCUUCCCCGGUGUCCCCUGUGAGCCCACCGUCAGCGGAUCCUUCAGGUGUGGACGCUGCCCGUACGGUUACACUGGAGAUGGAGUCACAUGUAAAGCUGUGUGCAGGUAUCAGUGUGGGAGGAACAUGGAGUGCUCUCUGCCCAACACCUGCACCUGUAAGGAAGGCUACACCGGCUACAACUGUCACAUAGCUGUGUGUCGUCCUGACUGCAAGAACCAGGGAAAAUGUGUAAAACCUAACGUGUGUGAAUGUCCUGCAGGCUACAGCGGGCCCACCUGUGAGGAAGCGAGCUGCGAGCCGUCCUGCCAGCAUGGAGGAACCUGCCUGGCCAGAAACCUGUGUACCUGCCCCUACGGCUACGUCGGACCCAGAUGUGAAAUCAUGGUGUGUAACAGGCACUGUGAAAAUGGAGGCGAGUGUGUUUCUCCUGAUGUCUGCAAAUGCAAACCCGGCUGGUACGGACCGACAUGUAACUCAGCUGUCUGUACCCCCGUCUGUCUGAACGGAGGAACGUGCAUAAAGCCAGACAUCUGUGCUUGUCCCAGUGGCUUCUACGGCUCUCAGUGUCAAAUCGCUGUUUGCAGUCCUCCUUGUAAGAAUGGAGGUCAGUGCAUGAGAAACAAUGUGUGUUCCUGCCCUGAAGGCUACACAGGAAAGAGAUGUCAAAAGAGUGUGUGUGAGCCGAUGUGCAUGAACAAAGGCAAGUGUGUGGGACCCAACACGUGCUCCUGUGCGUCAGGAUGGAGAGGGAAGAGGUGCAACAUACCCGUCUGUCUUCAAAAGUGUAAAAAUGGUGGCGAGUGUGUGGGACCGAACACCUGCCACUGUCCCAUCGGGUGGGAAGGUCUCCAGUGUCAGACGCCGGUCUGUAAGCAGCGAUGCCUGAAUGGAGGACGAUGUGUGCUUCCUGACUACUGCCACUGUCGGAGAGGCUACAAGGGCCUCACCUGCGCAAUCAAGGCAUCACAAGUGUGACGAAAAAAGAAAUGGAAAGUGGGAUGAAAGAGGCUACAAAAUGCACAAAGCGAGACGAGAGCACCAUAAAUUGUCGUGCGU